UAUCAGACAGUAAUGAGAGCGCGCUUGAACAAGGAUCCCUCCGCAUUCAUUUUUUUAGUCAUCAAAACAGACAACCUGAACGUUAGGCUAUGCCGGCAGAUGGACAGAAGGGCGUCGAUGGAGGUAUGCUGCCUGAUGCCAACGGGCGGGACGAGGACCCCAGCGGGCAGAAGGAGAGUGACAGGAAGUGGCAGAAGCCGCACAUCUCCCGCAAGUCCCUGAUGAAAUGCUGUCUGGUCAAAUGGAUCAUCGCCAGUGCGGCGCCCCAGGGCUCAAAUGACAGCACUGACAGUGAUCUGGAGUUGGCCAUGGUUCGACAUCAGCCAGAGGGCUUGGAGCAGCUCCAGGCUCAGACCAAGUUCACUAGGAAGGAGCUGCAGUCGCUCUACAGAGGCUUCAAAAACGAGUGUCCCAGUGGAUUGGUGGAUGAGGAGACGUUUAAAUCAAUCUAUUCCCAGUUCUUCCCUCAAGGAGAUGCAACCACAUACGCACACUUCCUUUUCAAUGCUUUUGACAUGGACCGAAAUGGCUCUAUUCGUUUUGAGGACUUUGUAAUCGGCCUGUCUGUUCUGCUUCGAGGUUCUGUGACAGAGAAACUGAGGUGGGCCUUUAACCUGUAUGACAUUAAUAAAGAUGGCUACAUCACCAGAGAGGAAAUGCUGGCUAUCAUGAAGUCCAUCUAUGACAUGAUGGGCAGGUACACCUUUCCUUGUGUAAAAGAUGAUGCUGCAUUUGAACACGUGGAGAAAUUCUUCCAGGAUGAGAACAUUAUGAGCUCCAUGCAGCUGUUUGAGAAUGUCAUCUAG
Sinocyclocheilus rhinocerous is the source of this 806-nucleotide messenger RNA. RefSeq names its product calsenilin-like. Gene Ontology annotation, molecular function: potassium channel regulator activity; calcium ion binding; RNA polymerase II cis-regulatory region sequence-specific DNA binding. Gene Ontology annotation, biological process: regulation of potassium ion transmembrane transport; negative regulation of transcription by RNA polymerase II. Bases 90 to 806 code for a protein of 238 amino acids. Lineage: Eukaryota; Metazoa; Chordata; Actinopteri; Cypriniformes; Cyprinidae. Gene Ontology annotation, cellular component: voltage-gated potassium channel complex; nucleus. The record is from RefSeq and is a predicted model, not a curated record. The transcript has 9 exons.